UAGAUUGUACUACUUGGUUCCGCGAGACGUGGCCAAACUGUGUGCUGAGAUCUACCCUCAUCUGCGUCCAUGGGAAGUUGCCCUUUUUUGUUUGUCAACUUCUAGCAACCUCUACAGUAACUGCAGUGAUUUUCUUAUAUACGUCACCCAUCUCAUUCAAAACCGUGCAAAGCAAAGUGAAAAUAAGUAAGUUGUAAAGAAAGUACACAUUUAUAAAUUUAUUUCAAUAUGUUUCAAAGCAAAAUAUGUCUACAUGCGCAUAGUGGACUUGACAACCGCUUUAAAUUUGAGGUAGGUAUUAAAAUCUUCGAAUUUAGCGCCCAAACCAUAAUAACGCCCAAACCACACCCAUUUUCGUCAAGGGCUUAGCUCGAAGAAAGAGCCCUUGACAAAAAUGGGUGUGUUUGGGCGUGGUCGGGCUCAACUCGAAAAGGGCUUAAUCGAAGAUUACCUACCUCUUUAAAUUUUGCUUCACGAGAUUUUUAUAACAUUAAUUUAAAUACCAAUAAGCUUUCUAUUAAUAACAAUAAUGCAAUUUUUGUUAAAUAGAUUGGAUGUUUUAAAUGAAAUGGUUCGUUCUAAAGAUUUCAUUAUAUUGGUUUACCACUCGGCCCUCAUUCUGGAUGAUUUAGCUGAUAGUGAUGUACGAUGUCGAUGUGGUUGGCCAAGGUAAGAUUAUUUAGACGCGAAUCUUGACAUUUUUAAGCUGGAUGUAUAGGUAGAUUAAAUAUUUUUCUAUUAAUUUGUAAGGACCGUUGACAUGAGACCGGUACGAAGUAAAACCGGGAAGAUUUCAUAUUAUUUAUCACAUAAGUUUACAUGAAGCCGGUACGAAAAAUUGCUCAGACUGGGAUGAAUGUAAACACAAAUACAUUUCAGACCGGUCUUGGCUGUGCUCUUAACUUCGGCACAAUGCAUGCUCACAAAAGUACUGUAAAAAAGAUGUAAAAAAUUCGUGCCGGUCUCAUGUGAACAUACUGAAAAUUUCGAUUUUAUCCCUGUUCGACUUCGUCCCGUUGUCAUGUAUACGGGACCUCUGUGAAGCUAAUUUUGAUUAUUCAUCAUUUACUAUGUCAUUCAUUUAGACCUGGUUCACAUCAGACAUCUUUUCAAUAUGAAGAACUUAUGAUAGACAUCAUAAAGCAUUUUAAAGCGGAUAACGACACUGAAGCAUUGAAGGAAUUGCUAAAAAUAUCUUAUAACCACGGGUAA
Paramuricea clavata is the source of this 1212-nucleotide messenger RNA. The record is from the annotation of a GenBank genome assembly. Lineage: Eukaryota; Metazoa; Cnidaria; Anthozoa; Malacalcyonacea; Plexauridae.